This is a messenger RNA of Callithrix jacchus (white-tufted-ear marmoset), 2741 nucleotides long. It is a transcript of the gene GPA33, whose product is annotated as glycoprotein A33. Lineage: Eukaryota; Metazoa; Chordata; Mammalia; Primates; Cebidae. The record is from RefSeq and is a predicted model, not a curated record. Gene Ontology annotation, cellular component: plasma membrane.
UUUGUGAGCAGUCUAGGACUUUGUACAUCUGCAAGGUAGGGAGAAGGCAGGGGAGGUGGCUGGUUUAAAAUGAACUGGAGGGACGUAAGGAAGACUCCUCUUGGGACCUUUGGAGUAAGUGACGCAGGAGCCCAGCCCCGCAAGUGAGCUCACCUACCAAUCCAGCUGAGGGACAGAGCCUGUGAGCCAGGCUGAGCAGAGGUGGGUGGGAAGAGGGAAAACUGCAGGGAUCUCCGGUUGAGCCAGACCAGAGGCUGCUGUAGCUUUAACCAGACAACUCAGACCUGUCUGGUGGCUGCCAGUGACAGGCUAGGUUUACGGCAGAGAAGAAGCAAGACUAUGGUGGGGAAGAUGUGGCCUGUGCUGUGGAUGCUCUGUGCAGUUAGGGUGACUGUGGAUGCCAUCUCUGUGGAAACUCCGCAGGAUGUUCUUCGGGCUGCUAGGGGAACGAGUGUCACCCUGCCCUGCACCUACCACACUUCCGUCUCCAGUCGAGAGGGAUUUAUUCAAUGGGAUAAGCUUCUCUUCAGUCAUACGGAAAGAGUGGUCACCUGGCCGUUUUCAAACAAAAACUACAUCUAUGGUGAGCUUUAUAAGGAUCGUGUCAACAUGUCGGGCAAUGCUGAGCAGUCCGACGCCUCCAUCACCAUUGGUCAGCUGACCAUGAAAGACAACGGCACCUACGAGUGCUCCGUUUCGCUGAUGUCAGACCUGGACGGCACCUCCAAGUCACGCCUCCGCCUCUUGGUCCUCUCGCCACCCUCCAAACCAGAAUGCGGCAUCGAGGGAGAGACCAUAAUUGGGAACAACAUCCAGCUGACCUGCCUAUCACAGGAGGGCUCACCAGCCCCUCAGUACAGCUGGAAGAGGUACAACAUCCUGAACCAGGAGCAGCCCCUGGCCCAGCCAGUCUCAGGCCAGCCCGUCUCCCUGAAGAACAUCUCCACAGACACAUCAGGUUACUACAUCUGCACCGCCAGCAAUGAGAUGGGGAGGGAGUCCUGCAACAUCACGGUGGCCGUCAGACUUCCCUCCAUGAACGUGGCCCUGUAUGUGGGCAUCGCGGUGGGCGUGGUUGCAGCCCUCAUCAUCAUUGGCAUCAUCAUCUACUGCUGCUGCUGCCGGGGGAAGGACGACACCGACGAGAAACAAAGGCCGAAUCCGGAAGCCUAUGAGGAGCCGCCAGAGCAGCUGAGAGAACUUUCCAGAGGGAGAGAGGAGGAGGAUGACUACAGGCCACAAGACCAGAGGAGCAUGGGGCGUGAAUCCCCAGACCACCCCGGCCGGUGACGGGCCGGCAGCGGAGGGCAGCAGAGGCAGGGUUAGGACUUCAUUCCCUGGCUUCCUGGCCUCCUUCUCUCUAAGCCCCAUUCUCCUGUCCCUCCAUCCCAAACAUUGAUGGGGCAUUUCUUCCCCUCUGUCAGCUGUGAGGAACGUGGCUGGCCUAGUAAGGGGGUCUUUCCUGUGACUGACCCUGCCAACCUUGCUGUCCUGUGAAGUGACUCCUCCUGUCUGUGAUACCUGGUUCAGGGCCUGGCCCUCACUCGAGACAAGGCUGCAGCCUCCACUUCCCCCAUAGUUGGCAGGAGCUCCUGGAAACACAGCGCUGAGCAUGGGGCACUCACGCUGAGAACUCUCCAGGGAGGUGAUGCCAGCUGCGGGGGGGGGGGAGCUGCCCUGCUUACCUGUGAGCCCAGCACCUGGAGGGGCACCGGCAGAGGGUCUGCACUCCACAUAUUUUUGUUGAAUGAAUGAAAGAGUAAGUAUGCUUGGGCCCUGCAUGGGCCUGGCCUCCAGCUCCCACUCCCUUUCCAGCCUCACUUCCCAUAGCUGCCAGUAUGUCCCAGACCCUCCUGGGAAGGCCACCUCCCACUCCCGCUGCACAGGCCCUGCGGAGCUUUUGCCCACACACUUUCCCUUUUUGCCUGUCAAUGUCCUACCUGUCCCCCCAGGCCCAUCUCAAAUCACAAGGAUUUCUCUAACUCUAUCCUAAUUUUCCACAUAUGUGGAAACAAUGCUGUCACUCUGUCCCACAGCCAAUCAUGGGCCACAAGACACAGUCCUCUGAGCGAGUGCCUCUGGCUAUAUUAGAGCACCAGCUCCUUGGGGCAGGGCCUGGGCCUCAUAGCUUUUGCUUUCCCUGAAGCCCUAGCAGCUGGCGCCCAUCCUAGUGGAUGUUUAAGCUUAAUUGGGGAAACUGCUUUGAUUGGUUAGGCCCUCCCUUCUCUGAUCUCCCUGAGAUGACUGUGGAUGCAAGGAUGACUCCCACCCAAACACACAUGUUCAUUCAGUAAGUUAAAUAGGAAUUGAUUUAAAGUGAACACACACCAGGAGCUUACUUGCAGAGUGUCUAAUUCCUCUCCAGGCCAGAAUAACUGGCUGGGUUCCUGGUUGUUCCUGCGUCGGAUACCUCAGCCCUGGCCCUGCCCAGCCCAUUCGGGCUCUGGUUUUCUGGUUGGACUAUCCUGCUGCCCUCUCUCACCUUCCCUCUGCUUGUCAAGCAUUUCCCCUACUCUUGAGAGCUCAGGCAGCGUUAGACCGCGUAGGUCCCAGGGCCCAGUGGCUGGUCUCACCCAACUGCAGUUUACUCUUGCUGUCUUUUCUGGAUGAUCAGAAAAAUAAUUCCAUAAGACUAUUGUCUACUUGUGAUUUUUUUAAUGUGUAUUUUUAUAUAUAUUGUUAAAUCCUUUGCUUCAUUCCAAAUGCUUUCAGGAAUAAUAAAAUGUGGGUGAAAAUUCUUA